AUGGCGCGGAGUGAUGAGAAAUCCCACGGCAGAAAGCGCCCCGCGGAGGGUGACCCGGACGGCGCGCAACCUCUAGCGAAGCGGUUUGGGCGCCUGCAAAUAGAUAAUGAGGCGCCAAUCUCCGAAGCUCGGGCCCAACCUGCUGGGUGUCCCAGCCCAGCCUUUCCGGCUCAGGCCGACGCGAUGCUGCUGGACGAUACCAAACAUACCAUCUAUAUUCACGACUUGGAUCGCGAACUCGCAGAGCCCGAAACUCCGGGGGGACUGGUCCUGUUGCCCAUCGCGGCGAAGAUGAUCUCCAUGCCUGAAUCGGUUCUGUCGGCCUCCUCACCGGGGAAGGAAUUGGUCCUGUACACGGAGCCGUCCUCCUUGACACUUCCCAAGGAGCAAGACAGCGUGAGGAAAGCGAUCAUCGAAUCCAGGGCCCGGGCGAGAGCCGGUCGUCAUCAAUCACCCCCUCCGCCAACCGAAUCCUCUCCGUCCUCGAGCAACGGCUUCCCGGUUACUACUGUGACGUAUAGUAACGAUGACGAUCCAAUGGAUAUUGACUUCAAUCCCUAG
Molecule: messenger RNA, 561 nt
Organism: Penicillium canariense
Lineage: Eukaryota; Fungi; Ascomycota; Eurotiomycetes; Eurotiales; Aspergillaceae
Exons: 2
Coding region: 1-561 (186 amino acids)
Source: RefSeq, a predicted model, not a curated record